Messenger RNA from Acaulospora colombiana, 162 nucleotides. Lineage: Eukaryota; Fungi; Glomeromycota; Glomeromycetes; Diversisporales; Acaulosporaceae. The record is from the annotation of a GenBank genome assembly.
AUGCAUUCUAAUUGUUUUGACCAAUUUGUUAUCGACUCUUUGGGAUUAUACGACGGAUAUGUCGUGGAUGAGAAUGCCUUUAGCAGCACUAGUUCUUCAAGCUCCAGCAAUGCGUCCACUUCGGUUGAGAACACCCCGGUUUUGCCCCAAGAUCCACCAUUA